AUGUCCCUCCCCACAAAGAAGUCGGGCAGAACUCAUCCCAUACGAAUCUACAUCAAACCCGCUGCAGCCAUGGCGUCCGUACAGGAGAAAGAGACGCAGGUGAAGGCGGUCCAGCUCGAGGCGCUGGUCGUCAUGAAAGUGAUCAAGCACUGCGCAAGUCGCUUCCCCACCGUCGCAACCGGCUCCCUUGUUGGCAUGGAUAACAAUUCUGGCACCCUCGAGGUGACCAACACAUUCCCCUUCCCUGUUGUGGAUCUGCCACCCGAGGCUCAGUUCGACAACCAACCGCAACACUUCAACGCUGCUGCCUCCGCUCCUCGCGCGAAGGCCAAUACCGCCUACCAAGCCGAGAUGAUCCGCAUGCUGCGUGAGGUCAAUGUCGACGCGAACAAUGUGGGGUGGUACACGAGCGCAAACCUGGGAAAUUUUGUCAACGCGAAUUUCAUCGAGAAUCAGUACCACUAUCAGAAGGAAUUGAACGAGAAGACCGUGGCACUGGUGCAUGAUGUCAGUCGUAGCUCUCAGGGGAUCCUGAGCAUUCGCGCCUUCCGACUGUCACCGCAAUUCAUGACUGCAUACAAGGAGAACAAAUUCACCACCGACAAUCUCCUCAAGUCCGGUCUCAAAUACUCAGACAUCCUCGUCGAAGUCCCUGUCUCGGUCCACAACUCCCACCUUGUCACGACCUUCCUCCACCAAGUGCCCCGGAUGCUGGCCUCAGGCGUCAUGAAGCCUCCCAGCUCUGUUGACGAGAUCGAGAAUAACCCCAUUGUCAAGAACGACACCCUCGCACCAUCCUUCGAGUCACUUUCGAUCUCCAUUGACCCCUACCUCUCUCAAACAUGCGACAACCUUCUUGACAGCAUUGAGACCCACCAUGUUGAAGCCAACAAUUUCUCGUACUAUUCCCGCGCUCUGGCCCGCGAGCAGGCUAAGAUCCAGCAGUGGCAGCAGAAGCGCAAGGCGGAGAACGCGGCGAGAGCACUGUCGAAGCAGCCACCUCUGCCAGAGGAUGAGUGGCAGAAAUUGUUCAAGUUACCUACCGAGCCGAGCCGUUUGGAGAGCAUGUUGAAUAGUCGCCAGGUUGAGCAGUAUGCCCGACAAGUCGAUGGCUUUGUUGCAGGGACCACAGGGAAGAUGUUUGCUGUUCGAGGGAACCUGUUGCCUGGUGAAGGGACCGAGAACAGCCUGCCCCGAAAUGAAUAAGUCGGGAGAUGAGCGUAAUGCCAUCAGUACGAACGCCAUAUGUUGCAACUCCUCGUGAUGGCAAAGAACAGCCACCAGCAUGUGCUAAGUGGAGAGGAAAAGAGAGUGAGCAGAGCCAAGAACUGAUUGAGCCCAUGACUCGCACUAAUUCGAGGAAGGUCGAGCUGACUGACCGCUUGACCGGGCUUGGAAUAUGUGACGAGGUGGGCGAAACGAGGCGAAUCAAAGCUAUGAAUUCGAUGCGAAGUGAUGCGCAAUGAAACCGAAACCGAGCACAGCGGGUACGGAGUGCAAGAUGAGCAAUGAAAUGAAACACAUGACAACAUGGGUCGGAUGUGACUUGGACUUUCCUGCCUCUGCCACUUCUGCUCCGAGCGCGCCAUACAUUCUGACUGCGUGGGAUGCCACAGUUUGGGAGGAUGGUGAUGAUAUGAAGGGGCGUUUUGGUGUCACGGACCACCCUGAGGAGGCGCUCCAGCGCCUUUGCAGCUGGGUUCCGGCUAAAGAUAAAGGGGCAAAAGUACUUUUUGUAUUUAAGCCAGCCAUGUGGCCGGUUUUAGGACGAUGGAGGCUUUCGUAUGCCAAGCUGCCAGUGGCAGAAACCCGCAGGCCUUGCUUCGUUACACCUUUCAGCUUGAACAUGGAAGAGAGAUAGAGCUGAUACAGAGCAAAGAACAGUCGGCGAUUCAGUUGAUCGCCGUACACACCUGUUACAUUCUUGUGUUUAAAUAUCGACUCUCGUUUCUCUGACUGGAGGAAUCACCGUCGGCCUCUCACGAAGAAGG
Messenger RNA from Cladophialophora immunda, 1991 nucleotides. Its product is annotated as eukaryotic translation initiation factor 3 subunit H. Gene Ontology annotation, molecular function: protein binding; metallopeptidase activity; translation initiation factor activity. Gene Ontology annotation, cellular component: eukaryotic 43S preinitiation complex; eukaryotic translation initiation factor 3 complex; cytoplasm. The transcript has 4 exons. Bases 1 to 1206 code for a protein of 401 amino acids. NCBI's taxonomy places the organism in Eukaryota, Fungi, Ascomycota, Eurotiomycetes, Chaetothyriales, Herpotrichiellaceae. The record is from RefSeq and is a predicted model, not a curated record.